AUGGGACACUCACCUUGGCGUGUUUACUAUAUUGUCGUCCAAUUAGCACUCAGAGCGUUGAAGCAACGUAGACUGAAGGAGAGGCUGCGAGCCACUAGUCUCAAAGUCAAGGAGCAGGAUCGAAUUGACAACAAGCAGGAAUCUGCUGUGGAUGCGCAUACGGCACCCCAAUCUUACUGGGAAAAGACGCCAGAACCAGCUGCUGGACAGAUUAUCGGUGAGGAAGUUCCAUGUAGCAUGACGGCGGUUGACCUUGCCGACCUUGAGUCCGCCAUCUCCUCUUUACGAUCAAAGCUGGAGGUAGUUCAACCAGAGGGUAUGCGGCCGUCAGACAUCGCUAGAGCCAGAUCGGAAGAGUCUAAUUCUGGUCAGGAUAAUGACAAAGUGGACUUGCGCACGGAUGAGAUGGACGACGCUGCGAUGGAAGAGUCCAGCGACGCAUUGUUAUCGCAAGUUCUUACAUCCCAGCAGUCUAUUCUGUUAUGGGAUGAUCUUCGGCUUCUUGUGAAGGUGGCGGUCCUUGACCUUGGCCUUGAGCAUCUGGAAGACGGGGUUCUCAAUCGACUGUGCAUCGACGAGAUUUUUGUGCAGGACAAGGCCAGCCAAACAGAACAGGGAGAUCGAGGUAUGGAAGAAACCGGAGAAGCCGAGAAGAUCAGAUCAACAAGAGCAUCACAGCUUUCGUACCAGUCAAGCCUAUUCCUCCUGCGAGUCCUAUUCUACCGCAAGGCGUCCGAGCUGCCAUCACAACCAUCUCGACUGCUCUUGGACGCGCUUCUACGUGCAGGAAAGGCUCAUGGACGGGCUGUCAUUGAUGGCGUUGUCUUACCGCUUGCCCGGAACUAUACAAAGUUCUCCAAACCGGCUUCGGAACUGGUUCAAAAAGUACUGAAGGAGCAAACUUCAGCCAGCUUGAUUCAUUUUUUAAGUGAACAGGAGAAGGCGUUCUAUGGGAGCAAGUUGCAGGACUGGUAG
Linnemannia hyalina is the source of this 975-nucleotide messenger RNA. Lineage: Eukaryota; Fungi; Mortierellomycota; Mortierellomycetes; Mortierellales; Mortierellaceae. The record is from the annotation of a GenBank genome assembly.